AUGGAUAAUGAGAGAGCAUCUGCAUCGCCUCCUCAUGUGCUCAUAUUCCCCUUACCACUUCAAGGACCAGUCAAUUGUAUGCUCAAACUCGCAGAAAUUUUCUGUCAUGAUGGUCUGCAAGUAACUUUUCUAAACACGCAGUACAUUCAACAAUGUUUGCUGAAUUGCACUAAUGUUGAAUCCUAUUUUCGACGCUAUCCGAGUUUUCGGUUUGAAACCGUGCCCGAUGGCCUUCCCGAAGACACUCCACGCACUGCGGAUGAUAUAUUCAAGAUGUUGGAUUCAAUGGAAGCUGUGAGUGUGCCGCUAUUUCAAGAAAUGGUAACUUCUGGUCCCUAUGGCCCCAAUUCUGAGAAGCCAAUUACUUGCAUAGUGGCAGAUGGAAUAUUUUGUUUUGCAGUUGAUAUUGCUAAACGGGUUGGUGUUCCACUCCUUUAUUUUGAUACUAUUAGCCCUUGUGGUCUAUGGACUUAUUUCUGUCUUCCCAAACUCAUUGAAGCUGGGGAAUUUCCUUUCAAAGGGGAUGAUUUGGAUGAGCUUGUUGUUAAUGCGCCAGGAAUGGAAGGUUUUCUGAGGCGCCGGGAUCUUCCUACCUUUUAUCGGACCAAGGACCUUAAUGAUCCCGUUAUCCAAUUAGUUCUCAACGAGGACAGGCACCUUCCCCUAGCCCAAGGACUGAUUUUCAAUACAUUUGAGGAUCUUGAAGCACCCAUAUUAUCACAAAUGCGCAAAAUCAGCCCAAAAAUCUACCCCAUAGGGCCGAUACACACUCACUUGAAAACAAGACUUGCAACAGAAACGACAUCAAAUAGCAUCUGGAAAGAAGACAAGAGUUGCAUCCCUUGGCUUGAUAUGCAACCCGUCAAAUCUGUUUUAUUUGUUAGCAUUGGAAGUCUCGCAGUCAUGACCAAGGACCAAGUCAUGGAAAUUUGGUAUGGUCUGGUGAAUAGUGGAACAAGGUUUUUAUGGGUCCGAAGGCCCGGUUCAAUUGUUGGAUUGGAGAAAGAAUUUGAAAUUCCUAUGGACUUGUCUCAAGCUACAAAAGAGAGGGGUUACAUUGUCAGUUGGGCUCCACAAGAAGAGGUCUUGUCCCACCCAGCAAUUGGUGGGUUUUUGACCCAUAGUGGAUGGAACUCAACAUUGGAGAGUAUAGUGGAGGGGAAGCCAAUGAUCUGCUGGCCAUAUUUUGUUGACCAGCAAGUUAAUAGUAGGUUUGUGGGAGAGGUUUGGAAGCUCGGUUUGGACAUGAAAGAUACAUGCGACAGAGUGAUAGUAGAAAGGAUGGUUAGGGAGCUUAUGGAGUCCAAGAAGGAAGAAUUCUUGCAAAGGGCUGAUCACAUUGCGAAUGUGGCCAAGGCAAGUGUGAGUAAAGGUGGAUGUUCGUACCAAAAUCUAGAUAAACUAAUCGAAGAUAUUAAGUUGAUGACGUUAUCAACAUCGCAGGCCUAG
This is a messenger RNA of Fraxinus pennsylvanica, 1449 nucleotides long. The record is from the annotation of a GenBank genome assembly. NCBI's taxonomy places the organism in Eukaryota, Viridiplantae, Streptophyta, Magnoliopsida, Lamiales, Oleaceae.